GGUAUUCCGAAAUUAUUGUACGAAGAUCUCCAUAAUCCUAUUAUGAGUAUCCCAUGCAUUGUCACCAGCAUGGUUGGCAGGAAAAUCACGAAGGUUGAUGUGACAACUGCCUGCAACAUCAUCGCUGAUGUUAUUGAAAUUCUAAAGGCCCUUCAUAAAUACGGGUACAUACAUAACGAUAUUCAUCCUGGGAAUAUCGUAAAUAUUAACGAUAAAUACCGGUUAAUAGACUUUGGCUUCGCCGUUCCGCUUCCCAAGAAAAGAGAUAAUGUUCCCAGUAGUUGGCCAGAAGGCCAUAUCAUAUUCGCUUCUCAUAAUAGAGGUAAGUGUCUCGGAGCUGGAGACGACUUGGAAGCCCUCUGUUAUACAAUUGCAUUUAUGUACAAUUCGAACAAUGCAUAUUGGCACAUUGUUACCGAGGAUCCAUACCAGGCCAUUCGUAUGAAGGAAAGAAAACUCACUUAUCUGUUUGAUGGGCUUCCGCCAGUAUUUCGAGACUUUUUUGACUAUGUCUACGAUCUUGACAUCACGGUGAUACCGGACUACGAAUAUUGGCAGGGUUUAUUCCUAGAGACUAUGGAAACUUGGUGUUCUCGACCAAAAAAACACCUUCCAGAAACAUCACUAGGAAGUUCUAAUCAUAACCUUGAGUCUGAACGUUGUAUACGACGUCGAAUUGAACAACAGGCCUGGUGA
Paraglomus brasilianum is the source of this 696-nucleotide messenger RNA. NCBI's taxonomy places the organism in Eukaryota, Fungi, Glomeromycota, Glomeromycetes, Paraglomerales, Paraglomeraceae. The record is from the annotation of a GenBank genome assembly.